GCGGUGCCGGUAAGAGUACUCGUAUUCUGAACUUGCAACAUUCAAUCACCACGACCGAACGGAACAUAAGACARACGGCUGCCGACCUAAUCGAGAUUGCCAGCGAUACCCAUARAACUGAACCAGAAUGCUGUCCUCCGCAUCGAGAGUUGCUUCCAGGGUUGUUCGAACCCGACGAGCAGUAUUUGGUGGUUCCACGCUCGUGAACAAGAGAAGCUACCACGAAAACAUCGUCGAGCACUAUGAGAAUCCGAGAAACGUUGGCUCCAUGGACAAAAACGAAGAGUCCGUUGGAACGGUGCGUUGUUUCUCGUCGGAUACGUUUCCAUUGGUUGCUUAGUGGAAAAUCGUUGCGUCUUGACAGUGCGGUAGCCGAAUGGAUUCCAUUACGAGUAUUGCGUUGUGGGGAGUGAGACACAGGAUUUUGCAACUACAACAGAAGAACAGCUCUUAUCAAUAAUCCGCAAGAGGCACCAUUCGUUUCUUCCUCCACACAGUUUCUUUUGGUUUCUUCGGUCCAGGAUUUUUGCAACCAGAAAACGAAACCCACGAAUGCGACAAAUACCGGACUCACACAUUCUUUGCUCUUGGUCCCCUGCUUUCGCUCGGCCCGUUUUUCACCGCUCGUUUCACCGUUCGACCCCACAGGGACUGGUGGGAGCUCCGGCGUGCGGAGACGUCAUGAAGCUCCAGAUCCGUGUCGACGAUGACGGCAACAUUGUCGAAUCGAAGUUCAAGACCUUUGGCUGUGGGUCGGCCAUUGCCGCUUCCUCCGUGGCCACCGAGUGGGUCAAGGGAAAGAACGUCGACGAGGCCCUGGCGGUCAAAAACUCGGACAUUGCCGCCCACCUGAAGCUCCCGCCGGUCAAGCUCCACUGCUCGAUGCUGGCCGAGGACGCCAUCAAGGCGGCCGUAAAGGACUGGAAGGCCAAGCAGGACGACAAGAAGACGGCCGCCGCCUGAUGGAACAAAGGCAGUGCAGGCGA
Pseudo-nitzschia multistriata is the source of this 986-nucleotide messenger RNA. Lineage: Eukaryota; Bacillariophyta; Bacillariophyceae; Bacillariales; Bacillariaceae. The record is from the annotation of a GenBank genome assembly.